This is a messenger RNA of [Torrubiella] hemipterigena, 3567 nucleotides long. The record is from the annotation of a GenBank genome assembly. NCBI's taxonomy places the organism in Eukaryota, Fungi, Ascomycota, Sordariomycetes, Hypocreales, Clavicipitaceae.
AUGGCUGGGUCUUGCUGCGGAGGGCCUGUAAAGGCAUCCCCGCAGACCAUCGUGGAUUCUGCUCCAGCUCAACGCCAAAGCAUGGUUAUCACUACCUCCAAUUCUGCUGCUGCAGAUUCCUGUUGCAAUGAGUCUGGAACUUGUCAAGAUGCUAUUCCAAGCCCCAGGGUUGUUAACAACGGCUGUGGUGGUGCAGUUUCCAUGGGGGCUACCGAAUCAGCCGCCGCGUGUGCGGAUGGCGGUUGCAAAGAACCGACUCUAGCCAAGCCUGCCAAAGACGAAUGCAACGACGGCUGCUGCGGCGACUCUAUCGAAUCCGAACAAGAGGUUCAGGAUGACUGCUGUGCCCCAGCAAACGGGCAAGAGACCAAUGUCGACUCAUGCAAUCAGGGCUGCUGUGGCGAUGCUGCUACUACGGAAUCAGACGAUUGCUGUGACCAAGGCCCCGCUGCUACUGCUCCCGUUAGUAAGCCCAAUGCUUGCAAUGAUGGCUGCUGCGACGAAUCCGUUGCCUCUGAGUCGGUACAAGACGAUUGCUGCGACGGCCCUGGCGCAUCCUGCACCAAGACCGUGGCCUCGGAUAAAAAGGACGUCGUCGAUACCGACUGCUGCAGGGGCAAAGUGUCUCCUUGCUGCGACGAAUCUUGCCUCGAGCGCCUUGCUCUUCGCGAAUGCGACUCUGGUUCCGAGUUCUCGGACUUUGAGUGGCUCGAAAAGGCCAACGCUUCUCACCCUGCCUCGAAGCAGCGAGCCACACGAUCCAAGGCCUGUGACGACCACCGCCGAUCUGUUCGUGAGCAAUAUGCUGAGCGUCUCCAAGCUCUCGGUUGCAUUUGCCGCGCCUUGCUUGCCCUUGGUAAAGAAUCAUGCUGCGCUCCCAACCGACCUGCUUCGGCUCAACGAACCAAGAAGAAGUCAUGCCGCCGUACUUCCAGAGACUCCCUUGUGCGCAAGUCCGUUGAUGGGUGCUGUCCACGCUCCACCAAGCCGCCAUCAACCAAAACGCCAGCUUGUGGCUCUAAGAAAGCCAGGCCAGUGUCCAGGGACAGUUGUGUGGGUGAUGACUGCUGUACUCCGACCAAGCGGCCCGCCUCCUUCACCAGCAAGGCUGCUAUGACCGCAACAUUGGAAAGUCUAGAGGCGCAGCAUGAAGGCACCGAGCACGUGGCACUGUCCAUCUCUGGCAUGACUUGCACGGGAUGUGAGACGAAGCUCAAUAGGACGCUUGCCAACCUCGAAGGCGUGACCAAUUUGAAGACGAGCCUGGUGCUUUCACGCGCAGAGUUUGAUAUCCGACUUUCGCAAGUUACUGUCGACCGUGUCAUAAAGCACCUUGAGCGAACUACAGAGUUCAAAUGCGAGCUGAUUAGUAGCAACGGCCACACCAUGGACGUUGUUGUGGACGGUUCUGCAUCCGAAUUCGUCAAUGGAGCCUGGCCUACUGGAGUCAUAGGCAUGUCACUUAUUGAAAAUGACCUUGUCCGCGUUUCGUUUGACCCCAAGAUUGUCGGCGCGCGAGACCUCUUUGAGAAACACUGGAACGGAUAUGUCUCGCUCGCACCGGUCUGCGCCGAUCCUGCUCUGGCAGCCGGUAGCAAGCACGUCCGCCAUGUUGGCUAUAUGACCUUGCUGUCCGCGGCUCUCACGAUCCCAGUUCUUGUCCUGGCUUGGGCCCCGUUGCCCGAGCGAGAGGUUGCGUACGGAUCCGCCUCGUUGGCUCUGGCGACAAUUGUCCAGGUGGCUAUUGCUGGCCCCUUUUAUCCCAAGGCGCUGAAAGCUCUCAUCUUCUCGAGGGUUAUUGAGAUGGAUUUGCUCAUUGUCCUGAGCACCAGCGCUGCCUACCUCUUCUCUGUUGUUUCGUUUGGCUACCUGAUUGCCAACAAGCCUCUGGCUACUGGCCAAUUCUUUGAGACGAGCACGCUUCUAGUUACUCUCAUCAUGGUGGGACGGUAUGUGGCAGCGCUUGCUCGCCAAAAGGCCGUCGAGUCCAUCUCCAUUCGAGGCCUGCAAACUCAAAACGCUCUACUCGUUAGCCCAGACGACAGCACCCAAGUGACCGAGAUUGACGCCCGGCUCCUCCAGUACGGCGACGCGUUCCGGGUUCUACCCGAUUCGCGCAUCCCAACUGAUGGCACAGUGCUCGUGGGUUCGUCCGAAGUGGACGAGUCUAUGCUCACGGGUGAGGCUUUACCCGUCGAGAAGCAUCCCAAAUCCAAGGUGAUGGCUGGUACGAACAAUGGCUUUGGCGUAUUAACAGUACAGCUGAAUCGCCUUCCUGGAGACAAUACCAUCACCAACAUUGCAAGCAUGGUUGACCAAGCCAAGCUCUCCAAGCCCCAGAUGCAAGAACUAGCCGAUAAGGUGGCAUCUUACUUUGUGCCCGUCGUUGUUGGCUUAACCAUCAUUACGUUUGUAACGUGGGUAGUUGUUGGUAUGGCCGUCCAGGGCAAGUCGGCAUCUGACGCUCUCGUACAGGCCAUUACCUACGCCAUUACUGUAUUGAUUGUGUCAUGCCCCUGUGCCAUUGGUCUCGCCGUCCCCAUGGUUGUCGUGAUUGCCAGCGGUAUUGCGGCUGAGCGCUGUGUCAUCUUCAAGUCUGCCCACGCCAUUGAGACAGCCUACAAGACUUCCCAUGUUGUCCUUGACAAGACUGGCACACUGACCAAAGGCCAGCUCACCAUUGUUUCUGAAGUCUCUCUUGGUAAGACCGCAUCGCUCGAGCUCCUCUUCGGCCUUGUCAACGAAAACAAGCACCCAGUUUCCACCGCCAUCAGCACCCAUUUGAAGAGCCAAGGCCUGAUUGCCACCCCUGCGACCGACGUGCAGGUUAUUGCUGGCAAGGGAAUCCAAGGCAAGGCUGGCACCCGUGUCCUACGAGCAGGCAACUCGCGCUGGCUAGGCCUUUCUGAGCACGAAGCCGUCAAACCACUCCUCUCUCAGCAGUGCACCAUCUUUUGCUUUGCUAUUGAUGGUGAAUUGGCUGCCGUUUUUGGCCUCGAGGAUACGCUUCGAUCCGAUGCCGCAGACGUGGUUGGCAAGCUUCAGAAGAAAAACGUCACCGUGCACAUUGUUUCUGGCGACGACGACGGUCCUGUACGCUCCUUGGCGGCCAAGGUUGGCAUCGCACCAUCCAACAUACGCUCACGCGCCUCGCCCGGCGACAAGCAAGUGUACAUCAGCGACCUCCUCGGCAGUGGCCCGGACAAGAAGAAGCCCGUAGUUGUAUUUUGCGGUGACGGCACCAACGACGCCGUUGCCCUAGCGCAGGCCACGAUUGGCGUGCACAUGCACGAGGGCAGCGAUGUGGCACGAACUGCCGCCGAUGUUGUCCUCAUGCGCCCCGGACUGUCGGGCCUGCUCAGCAUGAUGGCUGCUAGCAGUGUAUCUGUCGGUCGGAUCAAGUUCAAUUUUGGCUGGAGCUUUGUGUACAAUACGUUUGCGGUGCUUCUUGCCGCGGGCGCCUUUGUGCAUGCACGUAUCCCGCCCGAGUUUGCCGGCCUUGGUGAGCUGGUGAGCGUUCUUCCCGUGAUUGCGGCAGCUGUUCUCCUGCGCUGGUCUAAGAUGUAG